UCGAGAUGGGUUGCAACAGAAUCCGAAUAAUCAUUGAAGCUCGGUCGGCGGCCGUGCGGGCUGCUUAUUGUUGGAUCCUUGGUGUCGAUGAUGAAGUCAGUGUGUGCGCUGAAUAACUCCAAACUGCCACUCGAUGCGUUCACAUUCCAGUCACCGAUGGAGGUGUAUACACUCCUGUCACGUUACAGCCUCGUGUACAAGAGACGGCGCUUUGUGGAAAGUGGCCUGUAGCCUUGGAUAGGAGGAGAAAUAGGCGCACCCGCGUCUUAUAUUGGGCCUUCGCUUUUCUUGAUCGGUUGGAACAACAAAAGUUUGAUGACCGCACCCAACCGCUUCCCGCGCGUUUUGUGUUUCGAUGUUUCUUUCAUUUAAAGAAAGGUGUGGCUUGACGCCUGCCUACAGUGCAUUCUGCUGAACCGCAAGACAGUGGGUCUCUGAGUGAGUGGAGUGCACGGCACAACCAGCGCUUCCAGCGUUCAACCAGCCACCCAACGUGAGUUCACGGUGAUUGUCGAAUAGCGCAGGCAGCAACAAGCCUUCAGUCAUGCGACUAGCACUUGUGACGGCGUGUCUACUGCUCCCGCUCUUCGCUCCGUUUACGCGAGCGGAGAAUGCGACGGCCAGCCCAAGCGCGUCGACUCCCGGGCCUGCAACGGCGUCGCUGUCAGCCGAGGAACAGGAGAUUGCCCACUACGGACAAGCCCUGCGCGACGUCGUGGCCCGGGUCAUGGCAAGCAUACCGGACUCGCUACGAACGCAGCUGCUCGGGGCAGAGGUGCGACCAGAAUGCAGCGUGGGUCUGCUUCGGACAGUGCGGGCGCUCCAGAACCUGGAGCCCUGGGUGCUCAGACUGUUCGACGCUACCGGAAAGUACCCGACGGGAUUGCUUCAAUGGUCACGCGCGGAUAUCGGAGCUUUCGACGAGUGUAUCGCGACUGUCGUGCGAGACAGUUAUGGUCACGUGGCCUCGCACGCCAGUACUGCAACCUACUAGUGUAUGCCAAGAAUUCGACCAACUGGGACAUGAUAAUAGAGAAAAUUUUGAACAUCAUGCAUCCUAAGGCAAGUUACUACAAGGGCUACUUCUCCUACAACAAAGUUGCAGCUCUUCGUCUUGGAAUAUGCUAUUUGGACGACUGCAACCAACAGGACAUGCAAGCUUUAGUGGAUACAGUAACGUCUACUUUAGUACGCAUAGAAGUUUCAAACUGCGUCACCGCAGAACCGGAAUCAUGGAACACAGCCCAAAAAGGAAUUGCGAUAUAUUUAGGCCUACUUGCUGUCACCAUCGCAGCUGCAACCUUCGUCGACGUCUUCAUGCAAAUCAAGACACGGCGUGAUGGACAAACUAGUACGUAG
Messenger RNA from Dermacentor albipictus, 1359 nucleotides. The record is from RefSeq and is a predicted model, not a curated record. Lineage: Eukaryota; Metazoa; Arthropoda; Arachnida; Ixodida; Ixodidae.